AUGAGCACACCGGAGGAGCUGCCUCCUGAUGGCGUCAAGAUUAUAUCUCUCCUUCGGAGCAUGGGUGUCACGGCAUACGAGCCUCGUGUGAUCCAGCAGCUGCUCGACUUCCAGUACCGGUACACUGCGGAGUGCCUGCAGGACGCCGAGGCCAUUGCUGAGAGGUCGCUGGGACCGCGACCAGAGGUGACCAUGCCACAUGUAGUCUUGGCAACAGAGCUGGCAUCUGCCCACACCUUCACCAACCCGCCGUCGCUGAAGGUACGUGGGAAAGGCAUGCUGUUCAUGACGUGA
This is a messenger RNA of Auxenochlorella protothecoides, 294 nucleotides long. RefSeq names its product Transcription initiation factor TFIID subunit 9. Gene Ontology annotation, biological process: DNA-templated transcription initiation; RNA polymerase II preinitiation complex assembly. The transcript is spliced from 3 exons. NCBI's taxonomy places the organism in Eukaryota, Viridiplantae, Chlorophyta, Trebouxiophyceae, Chlorellales, Chlorellaceae. Gene Ontology annotation, cellular component: transcription factor TFIID complex; SAGA complex. The record is from RefSeq and is a predicted model, not a curated record. Bases 1 to 294 code for a protein of 97 amino acids. Gene Ontology annotation, molecular function: transcription coactivator activity; protein heterodimerization activity; RNA polymerase II general transcription initiation factor activity.